Equus caballus (horse) is the source of this 1164-nucleotide messenger RNA. NCBI's taxonomy places the organism in Eukaryota, Metazoa, Chordata, Mammalia, Perissodactyla, Equidae. The record is from RefSeq and is a predicted model, not a curated record.
ACAACUUUGUAAAAGUGUUCUUACUUAUAGGUGCUUUUCUUUCCAAAGGAGAGUCUCCAAAGGUCUCCAAAGACUGAGAUUGAUCAAAUGAUACUUUUAGUUUUAAUAAAUAUUGGCAGAUUCACUUCCAAAAUGUCUGUGGCAGUUCACAUUCCCACCGGUAAAGCAGGAGAGCUGUGCAUUUUGGACAAGCUUCCAAGGAGAUUCUGCAAUGCAGUACAGGAUAGGAACCACUGGCUCCGAGUGAUCUCAGAAUGGCCUCCAGUUUCCUGAAAAGGCUGACAGGAGAGAAGCUGGAAGGCAAUGAGUGGGCUCCCCAGGGAAGUGAAGAAAUCCAGGGUUCUUAUCAGUCCUCUCACAUCCCUCAUGCUGUGGCAAACCUUUCUUCCUCUGGGGAACUUCCUCCAAGGCCACUAUAUAAACUAUCACUGUUGGAGGGAGCAUCGGAAGGUCUGACAUUGGGAACUCCUCAGGACCCAGGAACACUUCUUGGACAAAGUCAAGAUGAAACUCCCCCUACUUCUGGCUCUUCUAUUUGGGGCAGUUUCAGCCCUUCAUCUAAGGACUGAAACAUCCAACUUUGAGAGCACCUUGGGAGAUGACACCCUGCCUCAGGAUAGGGAUAUGCCAGAACGUGGGGCAAUGGAGGCUCCUACGGAGGGACUCAUGCUGCUGGAGGGAGAGGAGGAGGGGGACUCUGGAAGUGAAGAUGCCCCUGAGGAAGAGGGGCUUGUCAAGUCUGACUCAGCCCUAGAAGAGGUGCACAAAGACUUUCAGUGCCCUAAGGAAGAGGAUACAAUCACACUGGAGGGCAUCCCUGGAUGCAAAACCUGCCGCCUUACCCUGAAUAUCUGCAUGAGGUGCUACCGAGGCCAUCUUGUCUCCAUACACAGCUCCAGCUUAAACUAUUGCCUCCAGUGCUCAAUCAGGGGUAUCAACCAAGGCCAGGUCUGGAUUAGAGGCAUCUUGAGAGGCUGACGCUGGUGCAGGAGAUUUCGCUGGACUGAUGGGAGCCGCUGGAAUUUUAGCUACUGGGCCUCAGGGCAACCUAGAAAUGGGAGAGGGCACUGCGUGGCUCUAUGCACCAGAGGGGGUCACUGGCGAGGCAGUCCUUGCAGCAGGCGUCUGCCCUUCAUCUGCUCCUUCUAAGCCAUUGGCACAGAG